AUGGUUGUUGAAAAUGUUACCAAGAGACCAGCUCAGCAUAAGCAAACCUCUCGUAAAGGUAAAAAGGCAUGGAGAAAAAACAUCGAUUUAACUGAUAUUGAGAAAAGUAUAGCCGAGAAAAAAGAUCAAGAGAUCACUCAUGGUACAUCAGAUCUUGGUGAUUUGAAUGAUACGGCACUUUUCCAAAUUGAUGAAACUGGUGACAACGAUUUGAAAAGUAAACUUAUCAAGAGAAAGCAGAUAAAGAAAAACGUUAAGAGUAGAGAGAUAUUAGAUGCAAUCAAAACGAAUUCUAAGAUUGGCGCCCUCAAACAUGUCAAGCACGAUGAGGGUUCAAAAUCAAAAGUUCAAAAUGUUUCUAAAAAAGAACUAAGAAAGCUACUGGCACUAGCAGGUAAAAUAGAUGGCGAGUCCAAAGCCAACCAUCGCAUGGCAAAAGAUGGUUUAUCGAAAUUCAAAAAGGUGGACCUUUGGGGAGAUGACAGUAAUGACAAAAAAAAGGUUGUUACACCUGCCGGAAUAAAACUUGAUGUGAAAGAAAACGUUAUCAUACCAGAAGAAUUGCUCACAAAGUCAACAUCAGGAUGGUCAAUCGCUUCCGUUAAACCAGACACACUGGAUAUGACACCAGUAAAAGUUAAGGAAAUAGAUGAAAUACCUCAUGCAGGUAAAUCUUACAACCCAGAUAAAGCUGACUGGUCGGAUUUGAUCAAUUCUGAGUACGAAAGGGAAAAAGUAAUUGAAGACAACAAAAUUGCCAUGAAAGAAUAUAGGGAAAAGAUCAAAAGAUUAAUGGAAGUUUUAAAUGAUAGCGAAGAGGAAGAAUCAUCUUCCGAGGAUGAUGCAACCAUCAAGAACGCAGAACAGGAUGCCGAUGAAGAUAACGGAGACCUUAUCAGACUUUCAGUUAAUGAAGUUGUCAAGAAUAAAAAGAAAACUAAGUAUCAGAGGAAUAGGGCCAGACGACAUGAAGAAAAGAUUAAAAUGCAUAUGCAAUUGAGGGAAUUGAAAGCAAAAUUACUUGAACUUGAAAAAUUGGAAGAGAUCGAAAAGGAAGUCAAAGAAAGGCUUACUUCAAACAAUAAAAGUGUAAUUAAAGAUGCUAAAGUGAAUUACAAGCGUAAUAUACUACAGGAAAACUUCGAGGCCAAACUAUCGGACGAGUUAUCUGAUUCAUUAAGAAAGUUGAGACCGGAAGGAAGUUUAUUGCGUGAUCAAAUCAGAAAGCUGCAAAGUUCAGGUAAAAUUGAAUCUCGUGUAAAGAUGAGAAAAUCAAAGAAGAUAAGACCAAAAAUCACCGAAAAAUGGACUCAUAAGGAUUUUAAAUAG
This is a messenger RNA of Zygotorulaspora mrakii, 1329 nucleotides long. RefSeq names its product Nop53p (gene NOP53). Gene Ontology annotation, cellular component: nucleolus. Gene Ontology annotation, molecular function: 5S rRNA binding. The coding region runs from base 1 to 1329 and encodes 442 amino acids. The record is from RefSeq and is a predicted model, not a curated record. Gene Ontology annotation, biological process: rRNA processing; ribosomal large subunit assembly. NCBI's taxonomy places the organism in Eukaryota, Fungi, Ascomycota, Saccharomycetes, Saccharomycetales, Saccharomycetaceae. The transcript has a single exon.